This is a messenger RNA of Akanthomyces muscarius, 1545 nucleotides long. RefSeq lists its product as uncharacterized. The transcript is spliced from 2 exons. NCBI's taxonomy places the organism in Eukaryota, Fungi, Ascomycota, Sordariomycetes, Hypocreales, Cordycipitaceae. The record is from RefSeq and is a predicted model, not a curated record. Bases 1 to 1545 code for a protein of 514 amino acids.
AUGAGCGCCUCCGACAAACGCCGCACACACGGCGGCACCGGAAACCAUGUCCUGCGAACGGCCUCGUCCGCGCGCCAUGCUCACCAUAAUGCUGGGCCGGGCAGUGGUUCGACUGGGGCCAGCGCCGGCGCAGGCAGCGGCGCAGGCAGCCAUUUACCAGCAGUGCCCCAGCGCGUCGCCGUGGUCAAUGCCAGCGCCGUGGGCGACGACACGCACGACACCGCCGACAAGGACAAGGACAAGGACGAAAAAAAGGAACCGACCGGAACGAGCAGUGGAAGCACAGUCACGCGCACAUCAUCGUCGCGCACUGUAAAGGAUAAGCACCGCGAGCGCGAUCGGGACCGAGAUAGGGAGUCGGCGAGCCUUGCUGCCCAGGUCAAGCAGAAAGACGAGCGCAUCGCGUAUCUGGAGCGCGAGAUGGACACCAUGGAGCGCGAGUUUCAGCACCAGUUGGAUAAGAUGAGCGCCAACGAGAGCGAGACGGCGAUCUUUUGGCAGUCCAAGCACAGUACGAUACACCAGCAAUAUUUACGGACCGAUACGGAGCUACGCCUGCUGCGGGCGGAAGUGGAUGUCCGAGAGGCAGAGAGAGAAGAGCUCCGGCAGGGCUGGGACGUGCUACGGCGAGAGAUAGAAGUGCUACGGCGAGAGGUGAAGGAUAAGGAUGAAGAGAAUCGCGCGCUACGAGGGCAGGUGCGGGGUCUCAAAGAGUUUGUGAGCACAAGCACGAGGGCCGAUGGCCAGACGAGCGACGAAGUUUUCGGCGACGGUAUGGCGCGGUUGGGAAACGGGCUACAAAAUUGGGUUAUUUCCCAUUUCCGAAAGGCAAAGCUCGACUUGUCGAAAUUAGGCGACGAAAUGACGAGGGAAAUCAGCACGCUGGUGCCCAUGUAUGAAGAGCUUGCCAAGACGGCCAAGGUGCACUUUUUGCAAUCCGUCGUCUCGCGGAUCCUCGUCGACAUGAUUUUCGACUCUUACUUCGUGGGUCUGUCGAAGGACCAGACAAACUUAUUCCGCCAAAUGGAGCAGCUCCUCUCUUCAUUCUGCGGCCAGGAGCUGGAGCCGGUCAACCAAUGGCGCGCAUCAACCCUAACGUUGCUCCGACGAGAAGCACCGCAGCUCCUCCAAGACGACACGACCACCUUUGCCGAGACGGUGGUAUCACGCACCAACCACAUUCUCGAUGCCCUGACCGGCGACACCGCCAUGGCCAGCAACGGAACCGAAGGCGCGCGCGACGCCUCCCUGCGCGUGCUCGUCAACAAUUCUAUAGAGCUCGCGCGGCUGCUCGUCGUCCAGAAGGCGGUGCUGCGCGUGUACAUGCCACAAAUCCUGCCGCACCAGCGCGUGCUCUUUGAGCCGAGCACGAUGGAGGACAUUGGCGGGGCGGAAUAUGACGAUGAUGAUGUUGGCGGGCCGGUGGAGCGCGAGGUUGGGUGUGUGGUGUUUCCGGGGGUGGUGAAGCGAGGGGAUGAGCAUGGCGCGCAGAUGCAGUACAGGAAUGUCAUUUGUAAGGCCAAGGUCGUGUGCAGGCAGGAGUAA